AUGUCGAGAUCUCCAGCAAAUGACGAAGUGGACAUCACCGCCGAGGAAAGGAUCAGCGCGAUGCGUGGUUAUCAAUCAGCGCUGAAAAACCCCCAUGUUUCGGACACCGCCAAGCGAGAGGCCAGCGACUUGCUCAGCAAUGAAUUGGGCUGGGAUAAACCCCGACGUGAAGUUCAUGCGCCGGGCAACCAUCACCCGGCGAGUAUGGAGGCUAGCACACGAGCCUUGGAUCCGUAUGGUAUAGCUCAAAAUGAGAAGCGGGGGGCAGAACUGUAA
Molecule: messenger RNA, 276 nt
Organism: Penicillium waksmanii
Lineage: Eukaryota; Fungi; Ascomycota; Eurotiomycetes; Eurotiales; Aspergillaceae
Product: Con-6 family protein
Exons: 2
Coding region: 1-276 (91 amino acids)
Source: RefSeq, a predicted model, not a curated record